Polychytrium aggregatum is the source of this 559-nucleotide messenger RNA. RefSeq lists its product as uncharacterized. The transcript has a single exon. Lineage: Eukaryota; Fungi; Chytridiomycota; Chytridiomycetes; Polychytriales. Bases 14 to 532 code for a protein of 172 amino acids. The record is from RefSeq and is a predicted model, not a curated record.
GUCAAAUGUGCCAAUGUUGCUCGAGCUCGACAUUCCAGCCAGUGUCGAGACUCUCGUGGACGUCCCGGAGGCGCUCCCAUCCCUCACCAAGCUCACAAUCUCCACCCAUAAACCCCACAAUAUCUUGACCCAACUCCCAAGCAUGCCAAACCUCAUUCAUCUCGUUCUCUCAACUCAAUUUGUGCGCCUGGCCGAUCUGCGUGUCAGUCAAAGCUCCCUCAAAGUCCUCGACUUGCAAGCUUGCUGCGAAUUGGAGUCGCUGGAUGGCAUUCCCUCGUAUCCCAAGCUCGAGAUUCUUUACGUCCCUCGAUCGAUACAGAGAGUCAGCGGACUCGUCGACAGGCUUCCCUCUCUCAAGACACUGCACUUGGAUUCAAGUAUAAGGCCAUCACAUCAUUCCCUGUUGGAUGGCAUGUUUGGCCGAUAUGCUAACUCUUUCAGACUUAGAAAGGUGAUUUCCGGGCUUCCGAAGGGAUGUCGAGUUGUGUUCAGCGAUUCGUUCGAGUACACUUUUGGCCGAUUCUCGAGGUAGCUCGGCAUGGAGUUGCUCAGUGUCAUG